Molecule: messenger RNA, 705 nt
Organism: Lactuca virosa
Lineage: Eukaryota; Viridiplantae; Streptophyta; Magnoliopsida; Asterales; Asteraceae
Source: the annotation of a GenBank genome assembly
AUGGGGAGAGUAAAAUUACAGAUCAAGAAAAUAGAAAAUACAACAAAUAGGCAAGUUACUUUCUCAAAAAGAAGAAAUGGGUUGAUCAAGAAGGCUUAUGAGCUAUCUGUUCUAUGUGAUGUGGAUGUUGCCCUCAUCAUGUUUUCUCCCUCCGGAAGAGCUAGCAUUUUCUCUGGAAGUAAAAGAAGUAGCCUAUCAAAUGCAGAUUCACAAUUUGAGGGAAUUCAAAAAGAAAUCAUCCGAUGCAAGUCCCAGAUGAUAGAAAUGGAAAAGCGUCUCAGGAUGUUUGAAGGGGAUCCUUCUGAAAUUACAGCGUUGUGUGAAGCUGAGUAUCGGGAAGAAGUUCUUCAGGAGACUCUGAAACAUGUUCGUCUUCGCAAGCGCAUAAACAUUAAUAACAUGGUUACUACAAACCCAAGCAACAUGUUUGACUGGCUUCCACCGAGAGAACCUCAAGUGCAGAUCAUGAAUUUUAUGAACUUCAAUGGGAUUCAUCCUCAUAGACAAAAUGAGAAUGCAAACCGAGCUAGUGUGAUUGAGAAUGAUAACAAUGUGAAUGUUCAACGAUCUGAGUUUGGACAAGUUAUUGAUAUGAAUCUAUCUCCAUGGACACAAUUCUAUCCCUCUGGAAGUGGCCCUAUGAUGAUGACACAACCUGGAGAACGGUCAUUCAAUGAAAAUUUCCUCCCGCAAUUUUCUCCAUGA